Molecule: messenger RNA, 420 nt
Organism: Drechmeria coniospora
Lineage: Eukaryota; Fungi; Ascomycota; Sordariomycetes; Hypocreales; Ophiocordycipitaceae
Exons: 1
Coding region: 1-420 (139 amino acids)
Source: RefSeq, a predicted model, not a curated record
AUGCCGUCGCAUCCCGCGCGUCGCCACGUCGAGAGGACGGCACCCGCCAACCAUGGACGAUGGCGUCGCAUUCCGCGCGUCAUGGGUGAAAGGGGACAGAGCCCUCUGCAGGUGGUCGGAGCGGCUACGUCGAGAGGCUUCGGCUUCUACCAUGGCCAAACCCGACGUGUUCGCCAUGGCCUGGUCGGCUGCGGAAUCCAGGCCGCGUACCGAAGAAAUGGCCAGGCGGCGAGAGGACGCACCCGCCAACCAUGGACGAUGGCGUGCCCUCUGCAGGUGGUCGGAGUGGCUACAUCGAGAGGCUUCGAGUUCUACCAUGGCCAUGGCCAUUGCGACGCGGCCGCCGUCGUCGUCGUCACGCCGGCACCCCUUGUCCGGUCUGAGCGGGACGAAGAGACGAUCGACGAGGCUCGACCGUGA